GGGGGGGGGGGGGGGUGCUGGUGGGGACCAAAUGGAUGGCAACUGGACCUGGGGUGUCGAUGACUCCAACGACACGCGGCCACUCGCCGAGCCGCGGCGGCGUUACUCAGUGUUCACCAUCCUGACGCUCACGCUGCUGGCCAUGCUCAUCGCGGCGACGUUCGUGUGGAACUGCCUCGUGAUCGUCACAAUCAUGCGCGUGAAGACCUUCCACCGCGUGCCGCACAACCUCGUGGCGUCGCUCGCCGUGUCCGACCUCCUCGUCGCCGCCCUCGUCAUGCCCCUGGGCCUCGUCAAGGAGCUCCAGGGCAGGCGCUGGAUGCUGGGGCCGCUCCUCUGCUACGUGUGGGUGUCGUGCGACGUCCUCUGCUGCACGGCGAGCAUCUGGAACGUGACGGCCAUCGCCCUCGACAGGUACUGGUCCAUCAGCCGCCACCUGCAGUACACGCUCAAGGGCAGGCGACGCGCCUCGACGCUCAUGAUAUCCACAGCGUGGCUUCUGUCGGCGAUCAUCUCGCUGUCGCCCCUCUUCGGCUGGGGCAAUGACUACUACUCGCCCGAGCUGCUCGAGUGCCACGUGAGCCACCAGCCCUCGUACGCCGUCUUCUCGACGGUGGGAGCCUUCUACUUGCCCCUCUGCGUGGUGCUCUUCGUCUACUGGAAGAUCUACAAGGCGGCGCGGCUGGGCGUGGGCAAGCGGCAGCAACGCAACGCCGUAACGCCGAUGCUUCCCCAGCAGGAGGAGGUGAUAAUGGAGGCCAAGCAGUCGUCGUCGCACGAGGCCCGAGUGGCGUUCGCGGCCCGCCACGCCGCGGUCUCCUUCCAGGCCGCCGAGGGCGACACGUGGCGAGAGCACAAAGAGAAGCGAGCCGCACUGAUGGUCGGCAUCCUCAUCGGAGUGUUCGCCCUCUGCUGGAUUCCCUUCUUCCUGAGCGAGCUCGCAGCGCCGCUCUGCCUCUGCGCCCCUCCUCCGCUGUGGCAGAGCGUCUUCCUGUGGCUCGGCUACUCCAACUCGUUCUUCAACCCGCUCAUCUACACGGCCUUCAACAAGAACUACAACAAUGCGCUCAGGAAUCUCGUGCCGUGCGCGCAGCGCUGAUGCGCGCACGGUGGGGGGGAGGAGAGGGAGGAGCAGAAGGUGGAGGAGAGGGUGGAGGAGAGGAUGGAGUAGGAGAAAGAGGAU
This is a messenger RNA of Petromyzon marinus (sea lamprey), 1183 nucleotides long. Its product is annotated as 5-hydroxytryptamine receptor 5A-like. The record is from RefSeq and is a predicted model, not a curated record. Gene Ontology annotation, biological process: adenylate cyclase-activating adrenergic receptor signaling pathway; positive regulation of MAPK cascade. Gene Ontology annotation, cellular component: plasma membrane. NCBI's taxonomy places the organism in Eukaryota, Metazoa, Chordata, Hyperoartia, Petromyzontiformes, Petromyzontidae. Gene Ontology annotation, molecular function: G protein-coupled serotonin receptor activity.